Messenger RNA from Anopheles merus, 1482 nucleotides. Its product is annotated as dehydrogenase/reductase SDR family member 7. The coding region runs from base 1 to 969 and encodes 322 amino acids. The transcript is spliced from 6 exons. Gene Ontology annotation, molecular function: oxidoreductase activity. Lineage: Eukaryota; Metazoa; Arthropoda; Insecta; Diptera; Culicidae. The record is from RefSeq and is a predicted model, not a curated record.
AUGGCGUUCUUCUUUAACUUUGUCGCUAUCAGCUUCUUCCUGUACCACCUGGUGCGGCUGAUAAUGUGGGCCGUGCUGGAUUCGGACAUCGAACUGUUCUUUCUCUCCAAAUUGGGCAGACCCAUCUCCUCACUUCGGGGGAAAGUGGUAUGGAUUACUGGAGCAUCCAGCGGCAUCGGGCGCGAUCUGGCCAUUGCACUGGCCCGGCAAGGUGUUAAGCUGUGCAUUUCCGCACGUAACAUUUCCGAACUGCUGAAGGUGAAGCAAGCUUGUAUAGCACAAUCAAACGGAAGUCUCGGGCCGAACGAUGUGUACGUGCUGGAGAUGGAUAUGCUCCAUCUGAACCAUCACAACGAUUACUUCAACAUGGUGUUGGACCACUUCAAAACGGUCGACAUUCUGGUGAACAAUGCGGGACGCUCGCAGCGGGCCGAGUGGGGCUCGAUCAACAUCAAGGUCGACCGGGAGCUGUUCGAGCUGGAUGUGUUUGCCGUGAUCAAUCUGUCCCGUGUGGCGCUCAACUUUUUUGCCCGCAACUCGAUGAAGGGCCACUUGGUGGUGACGAGCAGUACGGCGGGCCUUAUCGGGGCCCCGAACUCCGGUACCUACACCGGUGCCAAGCAUGCGCUCCAUGGCUACUUUGAAGCACUAAGAAACGAAUACCCCAACGUGCACGUUACGAUGUUCUGUCCCGGACCGACGGCCACGAACUUUCUGCAGGAGUGCUUCACCGAUACUCCCGGCGCAAAAUACAACCAAACCGUGCAGCCGACCGAUCGGCGUAUGACAAGCGAACGAUGCGGCCAUCUGUACGCAUUGGCCAUUGCCAACAAGACCCACCUGAGCUGGGUCGGCACGUUCCCGAUCAACUUCCUGCUGUACAUUGGCUGCUACUACCCGAACUUGAAGCGAGUCCUGCUGAAAAUUGUUGGCAUGGAGCGUUUGCAGCGUGUUCGCGACAGCCGGUAAAUUGGCGCUAAUGAAUUGAAAUAAAGCAGAAAAAGCCUACUGGGUUGCAGCAAAACAGCGCACACACACAUACACCGGGCAGCGGGACAUGGAGGGGCCACCCAAUGUUUUACAUUCCAAAGUGCCUAAUACACGCGUAAAUCCUACGUGUCCUACGUUCAUACAGCAUCAACUUCGCCGCAUCCAAUCCACACACACACGUUUCCAGAACGAAGCAGCAUUUUACUGGUCAAUUAUUUAAAGUGUUUUUUUUUCUAUCUUUCUUUAGUACAAUUUACACUAUCAUUCUCGUUUACCACGAUAUUAGCGGAUGUGUUGUCUUUUUUUCUACUUAAAUUAUUUAAGCACUAUUAUUAACUUUUUCUUGUAAUCGUGCAUCGCAUUUAGGUUGUAGCAUUAUAAUUUUUACAUGUUUUUUUUUGUUUUGUUGUAAAGUACCGCUUACACAAUGCUUUUAGAUGAAAUUAUUUAAUAAAGUUAUGCUCUUGUUUCUCGACAGAGUUUCACCAUACA